Molecule: messenger RNA, 1137 nt
Organism: Trichomonas vaginalis G3
Lineage: Eukaryota; Parabasalia; Trichomonadida; Trichomonadidae
Product: tRNA (guanine(37)-N(1))-methyltransferase protein
Exons: 1
Coding region: 1-1137 (378 amino acids)
Biological process (GO): tRNA N1-guanine methylation
Cellular component (GO): cytoplasm
Source: RefSeq, a predicted model, not a curated record
AUGGAUAUAGAUCCAAAAGAUAUUACCAUUUCAAAAGAAUUCCAAUCAAUUGUUGUUCCAAAGCAAUUAACUGGACCUGUUAAAGCUAUCUUACAAGAAAAAAAGCUUUCUGCAACUGAGACAAAAAACGUUGUUGAUGAUCCAAAUGGAAAGAGAAUAAUACUAAUACCAGAGGUAACUGAAUUACCUAAAGAAGUCCUCGAGAAAGUCCCAGAAGCAAAGCUUGAGCCAUAUCCAGUAACUUUAACAUACAAACAACUAACAUACAUUGAGCUUCUUCGUCAUUACAUUCCAGAGCCAUUAGUAAUACCAACAUCAUUCGAAACUAUUGGACAUAUUGCACAUCUUAAUCUUCCUGAUGAGUUGCUUCCAUAUAAGAAGGUUAUUGGUGAGUGCAUCAUCCUUAAAAACCCAUGUAUCAAGACUGUUGCUAUCAAACAAGGUCCAAUUAAUAACGUUUACAGAAAUAUGGAAUUAGAAGUUAUUGCAGGCAAAAACGACUUCAUUACAGAAGUUAAGCAGUCAGGAUUCACAUUCAAAAUGGAUUUCUCCAAAGUUUACUGGAAUUCACGCCUUCAAUACGAACAUGAUUCCGUUGUUGCUACAUUCAAAGAGAAUUCACUCGUCUGUGAUGCCAUGUGUGGUAUUGGUCCAUUUGCAGUUCGUGCAGCCAAAAAAGGAUGCCGUGUACGUGCAAAUGACUUAAAUCCUGAUUCUUACUAUUGGCUUAAAGAAAAUUGCAAGAUUAAUGGUGUUUCAGAGAAUGUCGAGUGUUUCAACAUGGAUGCAAGAGAAUUUAUUAGGAAACAAUUCGAUAAUGGAGGAUGCGAUUAUAUUGUAAUGAAUCUUCCAGGAACUGCUGUUGAAUUUUUGGAUGCUAUCGGUGAAGGUGCUAAAAAGAACCGCGAAACUGCUAGAAUGCCUAUUGUUAUUUUCCAUUCUUUCGAUAACAAAGAUGGUGACUAUGUAGCAUCUCUUAGGGCUCGCGCUGAAAAGGCACUUGGAAUGAAAUUACCAGAAAUGGAUAUUCAUAACGUCAGAGACGUUUCUCCAGGAAAAUUUAUGUUCAGAUGUACUUUUUCAUGUGCAGAUUUGUUCGCUGAUGAAGAUGAUGAUAAACCACAUAAAGUAGAAUAA